This is a messenger RNA of Cynara cardunculus var. scolymus (artichoke), 1855 nucleotides long. RefSeq names its product plant UBX domain-containing protein 7-like. The coding region runs from base 221 to 1618 and encodes 465 amino acids. NCBI's taxonomy places the organism in Eukaryota, Viridiplantae, Streptophyta, Magnoliopsida, Asterales, Asteraceae. The record is from RefSeq and is a predicted model, not a curated record. Gene Ontology annotation, molecular function: ubiquitin binding. Gene Ontology annotation, cellular component: nucleus. Gene Ontology annotation, biological process: proteasome-mediated ubiquitin-dependent protein catabolic process. The transcript is spliced from 10 exons.
AGGAUAAACAAUCUAAACACCCCCCUAAAAUCCUCAAAUCUUGAAAAAUAUGAUAUUUUAUUGGAUGAUUUGAUAAAGAUUUCCGGUGAUACGUUUGAACAGAAAAAUAUGAUAUUUUUACGGCGGGCAAAAGGGUUUUGGUCUGUCUAAAUCCCCAAAUCUCGAAACCAAUCUCCAAUCUGAUUUUUUCCAUCAGGGUUUCCAGUGUACCUGUUUAUUUAUGCUUCUUGAUCGAAUACUGAACGAUCAAGAAGAAAAAGAAUCAUCAUCGAAGAUGGAAGGCGGUGGAGUUCUAUCUGCUACCGACCAGCAAACAAUGGUUUCCUCUUUUCUUGAAAUUGCUGUUGGCCAGACUGUCGAUACUGCCAAGCAGUUCUUGCAGGCCACAAACUGGAAGCUCGAAGAAGCUAUUCAACUUUUUUAUGUAGGAAAUGAAGUUGGAGCUGCUUCGUUAUCUCCAUAUAUUCCACCACUAGAAAAUGAGGCUGUCAUAUCCGACCAAGGUUUAGGAGUGUCGGAUAAUCACAUGGGAUCCAAUAAUUUUAUAGAAAAUGAUGGCAUUGACGUUCGUGCGCCUCUACCGGUUAAAAGGGACGUCCUCUACGACACUUCGAUGCUUUACGGUGCAUCAAGAUUGGGUGUUUCUCCACACGAACCUCAUACUACGGUUCCCUUCCGCAAUUUUGAAGAGGAAUCGAAACGUCCAGGAGUCUGGGAAGCAGACCAAGGAUCUACAUCAACGGCUGAAACUUCUAGAGAUAAUCUUGCUUCCUUGUAUCGUCCUCCUUUUGCUUUGAUGUACCAUGGAUCCUUUGAGAAGGCAAAAGAAGCUGCUAAUGCCCAAGAUAGAUGGCUCCUGGUGAACUUACAAUCUACCAGAGAAUUUAGCUCACAUAUGCUUAACCGAGAUACUUGGGCCAAUGAAGCUGUUUCUCAAACGAUCACCUCUAAUUUCAUCUUCUGGCAGGUCUGCGAUGACACCGAAGAGGGCAGCAAGAUAAGUACAUACUACAAAUUGGAUUCUGUUCCUGUUACUCUUGUCAUUGACCCUAUCACUGGUCAAAAAAUGCGCUUAUGGCGUGGAAUGAUCCAACCAGAAAGUUUGUUGGAGGAUCUGUUACAAUUUUUGGAUGGUAGCCCGAAGGAUCAUCAUUUCAACUUGUCUCAUAAACGUCCAAGAGAAAGUUCUAACACUUCGCCUCCCAAAAUCCAAGCAACUUAUGUGACUGCAGAUGAAACGGAUGAAGAGGAUGAGGAAAUGAAGCUGGCACGAGCUUUAUCGAUGGGAACAAUGGAAGAUUCGGAUGGCAUUAAAGAGAAAGAAAAGCAUAAUGUUUAUCCGCCAUUGCCUGAAGAACCGAAAGGUGAUAGGAACUUGGUUUGCAGGGUUGGAGUCCGUCUUCCAGAUGGAAGAAGGCUUCAAAGGAAUUUCUUAAGGUCUGAUCCGAUACAGUUGCUAUGGUCAUUCUGUGCUGCAAACUGUGGUGAUGAGCGGCCAUUCCGAUUGACUCAUGCAAUUCCGGGUGCGGUGAAAGAGAUGGACUACGGGAGCGUGUCGACAUUUGAUGAAUCUGGUCUUUCGAAUUCCAUGAUUUCGGUUACUUGGAGCGAAGUUUAACUGUUGUUUAGCUGCCUGCUAAACCUGGAAAUGGAGUUUCUAUUGACUUGUAUUUGUGUAUAUGCAUACAAACCCUUUGCAACUGGUAAACACUUUUAAAUUAUGAGCACCCCCUCUAUGUUUAUUGGUUUAUCAAAUGAAGGCAAAACAACCUCCAGAUUGUGCUUCAUACAUUAUCAUGUCUUUUAUUAUAUGCCCCAAAAAACAGUUAAAUUUUAUAGGAUCAUGUUUGAUUUA